UCCGCCUUAACUUCUUCAGACCUAUAUAGGAAGCGUAAGUUUCCUUCAAACCCACAAUGCUUGUGGUUUGAAGUCGAACACAAUCUCAAUAUUGGGUAGGACUUUGAAGCUUUUGAAAGGCAGUGCGGCAAUUGGCUUAAGUGUUCUAUCAAGACAAUAACUGAGUGCUUCCGUCACAACACAGUUGCUCUCGCAGACAUCAAAACAACAGCCUUCUUUCAGAAAGUGUGAACACAUAUUAUGCUGGGUUCAGACUGUCUGUCAGACUAAGGAGCUGCGAUGCUGAACAGAUUCAAACUGAGCAUCCUUUUGCAGGGCCUGACUCUGUUCCUGUUAGGCCCGACCUGCAAAGCCUCUUCUCUGGGGCUGACAGUCCAUGUUGUGCCCCUGGACAGCGAUGAAGGGAGAACGGUGCGGGCUCAUUUCAUUGCCAUCGCUCCCAGUCCUUGUCCAGCUUUGUCUGGGCUGUGCGCUGAAGGCGAGGACUGUCUGGUCCACACUACCUCGUUACCUUUUAACGGCACCAAACCUGGUUCUGGCUGGUGUGUCCGCCAGUGGCAGAAAACUGUCCCCAGUAAUUACAAUGCCACCAUCAAUUUAGGGUCGAACACAGAAUUUUAUGUAUCUAUGAAUGCAGGACCAAAAAUUCGGGCAAACAGCGGGAAACUCAACCAACCUGCUUUUGUUGGUCUCCCUCCUCCACUAAGGGCUCGUGUGAACUGCCCCCACCACUUCCAUUUGUCGGUGAAAGACCUCGAUGGUGACAGGGUGCGAUGUCGCUUUGCCCGCUCCGACCAGGGAGAGUGUCUCAACUGCACUCAGCACUCUUUUAUAGAGCUGGAUGAGGAGAAAUGCAUGCUGUCAUUCACUGGAAAAGCACCAGCAGGACAGUAUUUCAUCUACCUGAUGGCAGAGGACCUGAUUCCUGUACCCAAAACCAUCCACACAACAGACAAUAACCCUCUCAGCUCUGUGCCUGUACACCUCUCUCUCACUGUGGAGGAGUCUGAUUCCAGCUGCAGUGAGGAACCUCUGGCAACAGGUGGGACCCCCAAAGAGGACUCCACACUGUUUGUCCUGCCAUACCAGCAGGUGAAAUUCGACGUCAACUUUAUGUCACAGCUGGAGAGUGUUUUAGAAGUAGCAGUGGUUGGUCCCCCUGAACUCUUCAGAGUUGGGUUCAAAACAGUCGGCCCGCUGGCACUGAUGACCAUUGCCUGGGUCCGCUCCGAAAACAAACUGGCCCGCCUUUUGCCCAUCUGCUUUGCUGUGAACACCAAGAGUUUGCAGUCAGAGCCCAGAUGUGUGUGGCUGUACCAAAGGGAAAUGAGAACACUACCUGCUGGAACAGAGCUUAAGUGUGAAAAGACAGAGAUGACUCUGGUGCUUCCUGUCACCUCCCUGUCCAACAUCAACCUGGCCGAACUGCAGCUCAACAGCCCCACCUGUCCUGUCACCUACAACAGCACAUACCUGACUGCACGCAUCUCUUUGAAUGGCUGCGGCACCAAGACUGUGCACUCUGGUUCCGAGCUGGUUUACACCAACACCUUGCAAAGUGUGCGUCCCUACACUAUGGUCAGCCGCAAGCCCUCCCUCGUCCUCCCCCUGGCCUGCCGUAUCCCUGGUGUCCAGGCCAAAGGGCCGCAGUACAAGAUCGGCAUGCCCACAGAGACUGAGACCUUCGGUAAUGUCCGGUAUUGGAUAGAACUUCACUUUCCAGGAGAGGGGCCCCUGUCAAAUUUCACGCGCAUCCCCAGGUUACGCAGCCUCCGAAUGUCACCAAUCCGAGUGCGCCGAGAAGCAGAAUCUUCAACGAUAGGCACUAACAGCACCUCCACCAGCACUUCUACCGGCAAUGCCAUCGGGUCCAAGGUCACCCAGCUGGAUCUCCAUGUGUUGUCCAACUGCAGCAUUGAUCGAGCCGAGAUGAUAGUGAGCAACUGUCUUGAGUCAGAGACAGAGGACUUUGCAGAAUCCAAACCUAUUCUGGAGCAAGGGUGUACAAGCUCCAACAGCACAUUAGAAGUUAUAACAUCAAAAAGCAAUUCCAAGGUUUACCGCCUUGAUUUAAGCAACGUGGAGAGCAAAGGAUCAACGAUGUAUAUCCGGUGCACAGUCAAUCUGUGCAUCUCCACCUUGCCCUCUCUGAAGUGCCCAGAUGUGUGUACCCGCUCCAUUAAUCAGAGAGCGGUGAUAGGCAGUGUGUUUACCAAAACCUACACUAUCACCUCAGGACCUGUUAGCCUUGUGGUCACAACUGCUGCACCAACCACAACAACAGUCGCCACUACUACUACACCUACUACAACAACAACAACAACAACAACAACUACUACUACCACUACCACAGCUGCACACACCACCACCCCCUCACAUGCUCCACAACAGGCCUCAGCCAUUGCAGGAGUGAUUUUGACAACUAUCUGCAUAUUUCUUCAAAAGAUCUUCCUUUACUGAACAUGCUACUGGACGAUGAUCCGUCGGACCAGGGAGCAUUACAUUUGCCAGUUUGCGACGUUUGAAGAUCUUCCCCCUCACUUUCUUUCAUCUCUCUAUGUAUUUGCUGUUUUAGCAAAUAAAUGUAAAUGUGUGUUUGAAAAUACUUAUAUAAUAUAAUAUAAUAUACUAUGAGAAUAUUUUUACUUAUACAAAAAAUAAAUCUUGAUGAGAGCACCAGACAUUUUUUUUUUAUUUUGCACUAUUUUGUGUACUAGGUAGAUUAAAUUGUUGGGCACAUACAAGCAGCAUUUUGUCUGCAUAAUAUAUUGGGGGGAAAUAAAAAAGGCUAAAUAAUUAAAUCCAGUCAAAGAUAACCAGAGAAUAUAUUGUUGGAUGUUCAAAACUAUUGAGCAGAGGAUACACUCACCUAAGGUGUGGAUAUGUGUAUUUGAAAAUCUACCAACAUUUAAGAUAAUUCAAAUAUUUAAUCACACAAAAGUCUAAUUUAUGCAUUUUGUCUUAGACCUAAAAUCCUGUUUGAGACAGUGACAGUUUGAGACUGUGCCCACGGUUGUGUGAUGUAUAAAUAUAAAAAUAAAUGUCUGUAAUAAAUUGUUGGUAUAACCUGAAUAUAUUAUUAAACAAUUAUGCAAUCUGA
Molecule: messenger RNA, 3100 nt
Organism: Dicentrarchus labrax (European seabass)
Lineage: Eukaryota; Metazoa; Chordata; Actinopteri; Moronidae
Exons: 16
Coding region: 280-2460 (726 amino acids)
Source: RefSeq, a predicted model, not a curated record